Messenger RNA from Balearica regulorum gibbericeps (East African grey crowned-crane), 501 nucleotides. NCBI's taxonomy places the organism in Eukaryota, Metazoa, Chordata, Aves, Gruiformes, Gruidae. The record is from RefSeq and is a predicted model, not a curated record.
AUGGAGAUAAAUGACAGCGAGGGUCACCCAAGCAGCAGCCACCAAACCUUGAAAGGAACCUCAAAAUGGGCUACAUCACUGGAGAACCUCCUUGAAGAUCCAGAAGGAGUGAAACGAUUUAGGGAAUUUUUAAAGAAGGAAUUUAGUGAGGAAAACGUUUUGUUCUGGCUAGCGUGUGAAGAAUUUAAGAAAACACAGGGGAAAAAACAGAUGCAAGAAAAAGCUAAAGAAAUUUACAUGACCUUCCUGUCCAGCAAAGCUUCCUCCCAAGUCAAUGUUGAAGGACAGUCCCGUUUGAGCGAGACCAUUUUGGAGACACCUCACCCUCUCAUGUUUCAGAAGCUCCAGGAUCAGAUAUUCAAUCUCAUGAAAUAUGACAGCUACAGCCGCUUCUUGAAGUCAGACAUAUUCCUAAACCAUAAGAAGUCUGAGGAGCAAGAGGAGAAUUCACCAGAGGCUCAGACUGCAGCUAAAAGAGCAUCAAGAAUUUACAACACAUGA